UCAGGAAGCGACCAAUCCAACACGCCCCAGAACCCUUCCUCUGACGGAGAUGCUGUCUGCUCCAUUCCUCUUUUGAAUUUCUGAAUGAUCCUGCGGGGUAGUGGACCCUCCUGAUCGAUACACACACCGCCAGAUCAACCAGCUGUGCCUAUGCGACGCGCUUUUCCCGGUUUGGGAGAUCUGAAGAAGUCUCGUCGAGAAAAGUAGGGAACUGUGCGAGUCCGAGGCAAGGGCGUGUUUGAAUCUGAAGUCUUCGGGAGUCUGCCUCCUCCUCCUCCUCCUCCUCACUGGAUGCUAGCUCGGUAGCCUUUGCAUGUUGUUGCACUCGUAGUGAAGUUGUGUUUCGUCUUUAUUGCUGUUAUUUUCGGAGUUCACCUGGAAGAUGGGAUGUACCCUGAGCACGGACGACAAAGCCGCGCAGGAGCGGAGCAAGAUGAUCGACAGAAAUUUACGGGACGACGGAGAAAAAGCCGCCCGGGAGGUCAAGCUGCUCCUGCUCGGUGCUGGAGAGUCUGGGAAGAGUACCAUUGUUAAACAGAUGAAGAUCAUCCACGAAGCCGGCUACUCAGAGGAGGAGUGUAAGCAGUACAAGGCCGUGGUCUACAGCAACACCAUCCAGUCGAUUAUUGCCAUCAUCAGAGCCAUGGGGCGCCUCAAGAUCGACUUUGCUGACCCAGCCAGGGCGGACGAUGCUCGGCAGCUGUUUGUGCUGGCAGGUUCGGCGGAGGAGGGCUUCAUGACGGGUGAGCUGGCCGGGGUCAUCCAGCGCCUGUGGAAAGAUGGAGGUGUUCAGGCUUGCUUCAGCCGCUCCCGAGAGUACCAACUCAACGACUCUGCAGCAUACUACCUGAAUGACUUGGACAGGAUAGCACAUGGCGCCUAUGUGCCCACACAACAGGAUGUGCUUAGGACCAGGGUCAAAACCACUGGCAUUGUGGAAACACACUUCACUUUUAAGGACCUGCACUUCAAAAUGUUUGAUGUAGGCGGACAGAGAUCAGAGAGGAAGAAGUGGAUUCACUGUUUUGAGGGCGUCACUGCCAUUAUCUUCUGUGUGGCUCUGAGUGACUAUGACCUGGUACUUGCUGAGGACGAGGAAAUGAACCGGAUGCAUGAGAGCAUGAAGCUGUUCGACUCCAUCUGCAACAACAAAUGGUUCACAGACACCUCCAUCAUUCUCUUCCUUAACAAGAAGGACCUGUUUGAGGAGAAGAUAAAAAAGAGCCCCCUCACAAUCUGCUACCCAGAAUAUGCAGGCUCCAACACAUAUGAAGAGGCAGCAGCUUAUAUCCAGUGCCAGUUUGAGGACCUAAACAAACGAAAGGACACCAAGGAGAUCUACACCCACUUCACCUGUGCCACCGACACCAAGAACGUGCAGUUUGUGUUUGAUGCUGUCACCGACGUCAUCAUCAAGAACAACCUGAAGGACUGUGGACUUUUCUAGGGCACUCUGGUGGCCAGCUUCCAAGUGACGUUAUUCGAAGGGCGUCUGUGGCUGGAGGAAACUCUUCAUGGACACUUUUGACAAUGUCACUUUUAACUUCUUAUUAACUUAUGUUGAUCUCUAAAAGUUUUAAAAACGGUGUGUAGAAAAGAAAAACAUUUGUGUAAAAUAUUUGUACAACUGUCACUAUGACUGGGGAUUUUUCACAGUUUUUAAAAUGUGCUUGUUUUACCUACCAUUUUUACUUUGAAUUUUUAUAUAAAAAGGGGGCCUUGGCAUUUAUUUUUGUCUUUUUUUUUCUUUGAAAGGAAUGAACACCUUUUUGUCUUGUCUGUAGCUACUUGUGCCUUGCAUGCCUUAGUUGCAGUGUUUUGUUUCUGUUGAUUUAGAUAUUAGAUUUGUGUAGAUGUUAUCACUGAACUCUCCCCCAAACCCUCCACAGACUUAUACGAUUUUUUUUCCCAUGAUGACAUCAACAUCACAGAAGUUUUGCCUCUGUGGACAAACCAAGUCAUGCUCUACAGACCGACUCACUCUGACUCUGACAUACUGUGAGAGCUGUGUGAAUGCCUUUUCCUGUGUGUGGCUGUGUAUGUGCUGCGAGUGACACCUUUGUUUUGAUUGAGACCAAAAACCCGUGUGAAUGAUUUGGCAUGCAUGUUUUUUGUAUGUAUGUGUGGAUGCGUGUGCAACAUAAAUCAAAGGGACCUUUUUUCCUGUACUUGUCAUCCUCUUUCAAAGCUUUAUUUUUUAUUAAAUAAGUGACCAAAAGAGCUACUCUUGCUAAUUAAUUUGUGCACACAGUUGUUGUGCUGCUACCGCUGGGAACAUUCCUAUCUCAGAUCAUGAACUCAGAAGCUUUGAAUAGAGGAUGCCAGUGACGGCCUUGUAGCAGAUGAUAGGACAGUAGAUCUACAUUCAGUGCAUAGAUAUUGUCAGAGGUGGCUGAGUACAUGUGCACUGUUACUGAUAAUGAUCUGUACUGGUUUCAGGUUACAUAUCCACCCUUAAAUCCCCUUUCUGUUUCCAUUGGAUGGGGACAUUAGUGGACUAAUUUCCAUGAUUUUUGCUAAUAAAUAGAGUUGCUGUGGUGAAACCAUUGCAUCCUUUGCAACAAA
Myripristis murdjan (pinecone soldierfish) is the source of this 2565-nucleotide messenger RNA. Its product is annotated as guanine nucleotide-binding protein G(i) subunit alpha-1. The record is from RefSeq and is a predicted model, not a curated record. The coding region runs from base 383 to 1447 and encodes 354 amino acids. Gene Ontology annotation, cellular component: heterotrimeric G-protein complex; cytoplasm. Gene Ontology annotation, biological process: adenylate cyclase-modulating G protein-coupled receptor signaling pathway. Gene Ontology annotation, molecular function: G-protein beta/gamma-subunit complex binding; GTPase activity; G protein-coupled serotonin receptor binding. The transcript is spliced from 9 exons. Lineage: Eukaryota; Metazoa; Chordata; Actinopteri; Holocentriformes; Holocentridae.